Molecule: messenger RNA, 1413 nt
Organism: Durio zibethinus
Lineage: Eukaryota; Viridiplantae; Streptophyta; Magnoliopsida; Malvales; Malvaceae
Source: RefSeq, a predicted model, not a curated record
AACGCCUAACGCAAACUCAUCCCUUGAAAACGCAACCGUAAAAGGGUAAGAAAAAAAGAAACAACAAUCUGCAAUUCACAGCCACAAAUAUAGUGCGUCAGAAGGGAGCAAAGACAAGAAAAAAAAUGAGUAUCGGGGUAGGAAAAACCGUGUGUGUAACUGGAGCCUCUGGUUACAUCGCUUCAUGCCUUGUUAAGCAGCUUCUCCUUCGUGGUUACACUGUCAAAGCCUCUGUUCGUGACCCAGAUGAUCCAAGAAAGACACAACACUUACUUGCACUUGAUGGUGCUGAGGAGAGGCUUAAGUUGUUUAAGGCAAACCUAUUGGAAGAAGGUUCCUAUGAUUCUGCUGUCGAAGGUUGUGAAGGUGUUUUUCACACAGCAUCUCCCUUUUAUCAUGAUGUCACAGAUCCACAGGCAGAAUUACUUGAUCCUGCUGUGAAGGGAACAUUGAAUGUUCUGAACUCAUGUGCUAAGACCUCUUCUGUCAAACGAGUGGUCUUAACAUCUUCUAUGGCUGCAGUCGCGUACAAUGAGAAGCCUCGAACUCCAGAUGUUGUGAUUGAUGAAACUUGGUUUACUGAUCCUGAUUACUGUAAGGGCUUAAAGCUUUGGUAUGUAGUCUCAAAAACCAUGGCUGAGGAUUCUGCCUGGAAAUUUUCAAAAGAGAAGGGCAUUGACAUGAUUGCCAUGAACCCUGCAAUGGUGAUUGGUCCUCUUUUACAGCCAACUCUUAAUACAAGUGCUGCAGCAGUUUUAAGCUUAAUUAAAGGAGCGCAUACAUUCCCCAAUGCAACUUUUGGUUGGGUCAAUGUUAAAGAUGUUGCAAGUGCACAUAUCCAGGCAUUUGAGAUUCCAUCAGCUAGUGGAAGAUAUUGUUUAGUCGAGAGAGCUGCACAUUACUCAGAAAUUGUGAAGAUCUUACGCGAGCUUUAUCCUUCUUUCCAACUUCCCGAAAAAUGUGCAGAUGACAAACCUUAUGUGCCAACAUAUCAGGUGUCAAAGGAAAAAGCAAAAAGUUUGGGUAUAGAAUUCAUUCCUUUGGAUGUGAGCCUCAAGGAAACAGUUGAAAGCUUGAAGGAAAAGGGAUUUGUGGAUUUUUGAGUCUCAUUAGCUCCCUCCCUGCAGGUUCUAAUAUAAAUAAAUGUUGGCUCUGAGCAUAAUCGUUCCUGAUAUUUGACUAGGACAAAUGGUGAUUUAGUAGAGAAAAUUACGUUUCGAUGGCAUGAUCCUGAGUUUCUAGUUUUCCCCUAAGCUGUUGAAUUUCACUUCGGCUAUAGCUUAUCUUCUGUAAUGAAUUUAUGAAUUAAUCACUCCACUGGCCUCUUUGUUCCAUGGUAAGUACCAAGGUGACUUGAAAUAUUCAAGGUUCAUAAUUACCAGCAACCCCUUUUAUUGCUGCGGGUCCAAAAUU